Messenger RNA from Microthlaspi erraticum, 1611 nucleotides. The record is from the annotation of a GenBank genome assembly. NCBI's taxonomy places the organism in Eukaryota, Viridiplantae, Streptophyta, Magnoliopsida, Brassicales, Brassicaceae.
AUGCAGAGAAUCUCAUUUUGCGUCACCGGAAUCCGAAGAUUCUCCGUCACCUCUCUGUCGUCAUCUUCCGCUUCAUACACCGAUAAUCGGAUAUUGAAACAAGUUCUUGAAUCAUGCAAAUCUCCAUCAAAUUCCAAACAUGUUCUUCAAGCACAUGCUCACAUCUUCAAACUCGGAUACUCAACAUACCCAUCUCUUCUCGCCUCCAUGGUUACAGCUUACAGACGCUGCAACCUCUCACACAUUGCUCGUCGUCUUCUCCUCUGGUUCCUCUCUUUAUCUCCAAACGUCUCUACCACAAACCUAAUCAUCGAGAGCCUAAUGAGAUCAGGAGAGUACGGUUUGGCCAAGAAGGUUCUUCGCAGUAAAGCGAGUGAUCUUAACGUGGUCACUUGGAACUUGAUGAUUGGUGGUUACGUCAGGAAUGUUCAGUACCAAGAAGCAUUGAGAACUCUUAGAGAUAUGCUUAAGUUUUCGGAUGUUAAACCGAAUAAGUUCAGUUUCGCUUCCGCUUUAUCAGCUUGUGCUCGUCUCGGAGAUCUCCGCAGUGCCAAAUGGGUGCAUUCUCUGAUGAUCGACGCCGAGACUGAGCUUAAUCCGAUACUGUGCACUGCGCUCGUCGACGUGUAUGCGAAAUGCGGAGACAUAGAAACGUCCAAGGAGGUUUUCUACAGCGUUGAAAGGAGCCAUGUUUCGGUUUGGAACGCUAUGAUCACUGGCUUUGCUGCUCACGGACUAGCCAAAGAAGCGAUGAGAGUGUUUUCAGAGAUGGAGGCAGAGCGUGUCUCGCCGGAUUCCAUAACGUUUCUCGGCGUUUUAACGGCGUGUUGCCAUUGCGGUUUGGUUGAAGAAGGGAGAGAGUUGUUUGAUGUAAUGUCUCGGAGGUUUUCGUUGCAGCCAAAGUUAGAGCACUAUGGAGCUAUGGUUGAUCUUCUUGGCAGAGCAGGGAAGGUUCAAGAAGCUCACGAGCUGAUAGAGACGAUGAGUGUUGAGCCGGAUUUAGUUAUAUGGAGGUCUCUUCUUAGCUCAUCAAGAACUUACAAGAACCACGAGGUGGCGGAAACAGCGAUGAAGAGUCUUUUGGAUUCGAAGGCCAAGAGUGGAGACUAUGUGUUGCUUUCGAACAUGUACAGCUCAACGAAGAAAUGGGAUAAUGCAGAGAAGGUGAGAGAGUUGAUGAAGAGAGAAGGAAUCAGGAAGGGGAAAGGGAAGAGUUGGGUGGAGUUUGGAGGAGUGAUACAUAGGUUUAAAGCAGGAGAUAGGUCUCAUGUAGAGAGUGAGGCUAUAUACAAAGUGUUGGAAGAGUUGAUGAAGAAGGCAAAGUGUCAAGGGUUUGUGGCGGAGACGGAUUUGGUGUUGAUGGAUGUAUGUGAAGAGGAGAAAGAAGAGAACUUGAGUUACCAUAGCGAGAAGUUGGCGUUGGCGUUUGGGGUCUUGAAGAGUAGUCCAGGGUCAGAGGUUAGGAUUCAGAAGAAUAUAAGGAUGUGUAGUGAUUGUCAUAACUGGAUUAAGUCAGUGUCUAAGUUGUUGAAUAGAGUGAUUAUUGUGAGGGAUCGGAUACGGUUUCAUAGGUUUGAAGAUGGCUUGUGUUCUUGCGGAGAUUAUUGGUGA